This is a messenger RNA of Plodia interpunctella (Indianmeal moth), 1470 nucleotides long. RefSeq lists its product as uncharacterized. Lineage: Eukaryota; Metazoa; Arthropoda; Insecta; Lepidoptera; Pyralidae. The transcript has 2 exons. Bases 72 to 1352 code for a protein of 426 amino acids. The record is from RefSeq and is a predicted model, not a curated record.
UGACAUUAUACAGGAAUCCAUCAAAACUACGGAAAUAUUUUGGAAUAAAAAUACGGAAGCCGAGGAAAAAUAUGUCACGCUCGUUCCCGGCUCCCUUGGUAUUUAACGGGAUCAACUUGGAUAAUUACUUCCCUAAUCAGCGUUCUUAUAACUCCGUAGUUUAUGUUCACAAAAGAUUCUUAACUAAUCCACAAGACUUAAAAAAAGACACCAAAAAAGGCUUUAAACAAAACGUGACCAAAUCGAAGCAAACGAAAACGGAUAAAAUUGAUAAAGGAAUUCAAUUUGACGGUGUAAUAAAUGAACCAAUUAUGAAAAAAUCACUAUGUACCAAUACAAAAACAGAUACUGAUAUGAUAAACCAUACCGUACAAUUUGCAAAAAAAAUAUUUCCUCUUAUCAUUCCAUAUGAUAAUUAUGAUGAUCCAUAUGUUUUUACCGUAAAGACUAAGAAAACAAAAAAGAAACCCAAAGAAUACGCUGCUAAAAACUUGCCAGAUGAAAAAAAUAAAACAAAGAAAAACAAUUCACCUCGCAGAACUAAAUUUAUUAAUAAUACGGAAAUUUUUAGUGCAAAGGAAUCCGUGAGUCAUUUAUCUCAGAAUACUUUAGAUGAUUUUAAUUUAAACGAAUCAUUGUCCUGUACCAUAUCAGGCAUUUCAGAGAAAAAAUAUGUCAAAAAAGAUAAAGAUUAUUGCAACCUAAAGAAAAAUGACAAGAAAAUGGCUGUGUCAAAUUCUUUAGAAGCUUUAGCCACAGAAAUGUUGGACGUAAAUGAAGGAGCUAAUAUUAAAAUACAUCUUAUGAACGAAGCCGACAAGAAUAUUUUUAGUGAAAGUUUACAAAUUCCUAUAAUUAAUGCAAUCAAAGAGUGCAUCACAGAAUUAAAUCAGUACGAUAGAAUAGGUUCACAAUUUAAAGAGGUGCAGAGAUUUAUCGAGUGCAACAAUGAAAAGUUAAACGUCAUUACUGACAAAAUAUCAAGCAUAGAGAGACAGAUAGGAAAUCAAAUGAAAAAACGAAUUGAAGUUAUAAAGUCACCAAUCAUGCAAGCAUCGAAGUCAUCAAAAUUGGAGCAGUUAGGUGAAGAUCUUGAAGAACUGAGUGAUAACAUAUAUGAAAAUGAAUCUACAGAUGCUGUGAAAGAAAAGAAAAUGUAUGAAAGCAAAAGCGUAAUUGCAACUUUAGACAAAAUUAAAACUAAAGAUGAAAAAAGGAAAUUUUAUGGUGGUGGGGAGACUUCGAGCCCGCUAAGUACCGUCAAUGAAGUAGCCAUAAAACCUGACCUGAACCAUGACAGACCGAACAGAAUCCCGACGAGAUUCUGCUGGACUGAUGCCGGAAGGUCAUGAAGUAUUGGUUAAAUUGUUUUUAUAAGUGUUGUUGUUUCAUUUAGAUUAAUUGUUCUUGUAGCUCUUGUUUCAUUAUAAAGUUUGUUGUAAUUUAGAAAAUAAAGUUUGAUUUCAUAUA